Messenger RNA from Cuscuta campestris, 1019 nucleotides. The record is from the annotation of a GenBank genome assembly. NCBI's taxonomy places the organism in Eukaryota, Viridiplantae, Streptophyta, Magnoliopsida, Solanales, Convolvulaceae.
CUCAUCUUUGAAUUUCUUCAAAUCUUGCCAUGUCGCGCUCGGCUCCCACUCCCCCCGAUUCCAGCGAGAUGCGAGGAGAGACGUUCUCCUUCGGUAGCUACUCCCUCGGGGGCUCUUCUGCCAUCCUGACCAAGUCGGGGCCGAGCUCGACCCUGCCUUCUUCACCGCGGGACUCUUGGGACUCGAACUCUAAGUCCGAGUCGGUGCACCCCGAUCCUUCUGCCAAGAUCCCGGGGUUCAUCUACUAUUCGUCGAAGGAGGAUGAGAAGACCAAAUCUCCACAAGCUCCGCGUGCCCCGCCGGCCCGUCGUGAGGUCGUCGCUCCCUUGGUUCCUGCCAGCCGCGGGGGCCGAGGUCACUGUCCUCCAGCUCCUCCCACAGCGGUUCCGAGCGAGAGCUCCGUGGCAUCCCACCAUCCGAGCCGGUGCUCCCUUGAAGACCCAGGCUCGCCUAGCUAUGACGAGUCUACCGGGCACUCCGUCGUCAGACUGCCGAGAACGAAGGUUAGAUCUUUAUCCGGGCUGAGCAUCCGGACAUGGUCUGCGCUCGGCUCUUCCCCUGAGGGGAAGUGCCGAGCACAAAUGUUCGACCUCCAUCCAGGAAAGAACGUCCGGGUAUGGUCUGUGCUUGGCUCUUCCCCUGAGGAGGAGUGCCGAGCACGAAGGUUAGACCUUUAUCCGGGAAGAACAUCCGGACAUGGUCUAUACUCGGCUCUUCCCCUGAGGGGAAGUGCCGAGCACAAAUGUUCGACCUCCAUCCAGGAAAGAACGUCCGGGUAUGGUCUGCGCUCGGCUCUUCCCCUGAGGGGAAGUGCCGAGCACGAAGGUUGGACCUUUAUCCAGGAAGAACAUCCGGACGUGGUCCGCGCUCGGAUCUUCCCCUAAGGGGAAGCGCCGAGCAGGCUGUUGGACCUUGUUUGCAAAAAAUUCAUUUCAUUCAAUUCAAUCACGAAGUGUUGCGGGUUCCCUUUCUGGGACCCGUGUACAUCGGUAAUCUACUGAUAAAAUUUGACUAAGUUC